AUGCUUCUCAGACUCCGCCUGGGUGCCAUGAACGGUGCCACCGCCAUUCUGUCUUCAUCAUCAGUAUCAUCAUCCCUAACCCUAAAAAACCCUAGGUUACUAGAGUCUUCGCACACAAAGCUGAUCAGUGGAGUUUCCUUCAAGAAUAGUCCCUUUCUUCCCACUCGCUUUCCCGGUGUCUCUAUCCGUUGCUUCGCUUCAGCCACCAUGGCUGUUGAUAAAAUCCGAGUUCAAAACUCCAUCGUCGAAAUGGACGGCGAUGAAAUGGCCAGGAUCAUAUGGAAAAUGAUCAAAGACAAGUUGAUAUUUCCAUAUUUGGAUUUGGAUAUAAAAUAUUAUGAUUUAGGGAUAUUGAAUCGUGAUUCUACUGAUGAUAAAGUUACCGUGGAAAGUGCUGAAGCAACUCUUCAGUACAAUGCUGCUGUAAAAUGUGCUACAAUUACCCCUGAUGAGACCCGAGUCAAGGAAUUUGGGCUGAAGUCUAUGUGGAGGAGUCCUAAUGGCACAAUAAGAAACAUUUUGAACGGUACCGUUUUCCGUGAACCUAUCAUAUGCAAGAACAUUCCAAGACUCGUUCCUGGUUGGAAGAAACCGAUUUGCAUAGGUAGGCAUGCCUUUGGUGAUCAGUAUCGUGCCACUGAUAUGGUCAUUAAAGGGCCUGGAAAGCUCAAAAUGGUGUUUGUCCCAGAAAAUGAAGAAACCCCUGUGGAGCUUGAAGUUUAUGAUUUUAGAAGCCCCGGCAUUGCACUUGCUAUGUACAAUCUAGAUGAGUCUAUUAGAGCUUUUGCUGAAUCCUCAAUGGCAAUGGCAUAUGGCAAAAAGUGGCCUCUUUACUUGAGCACCAAAAAUACAAUUUUGAAGAAAUAUGAUGGCAGGUUCAAGGAUAUAUUUCAGGAAGUAUAUGAAGAAAAUUGGAAGCAGAAGUUUGAAGAACAGUCAUUGUGGUAUGAGCACCGGUUGAUUGAUGACAUGGUGGCGUAUGCUCUUAAAAGUGCGGGCGGAUAUGUUUGGGCAUGCAAGAACUAUGAUGGAGAUGUCCUAAGUGAUUUACUUGCUCAAGGAUUUGGUUCUCUGGGCCUCAUGACCUCUGUUUUGUUAGCCUCUGAUGGGAAGACAUUCUUAUCUGAGGCAGCUCAUGGAACUGUAACCCGUCAUUUCCGACAGCAUCAAAAGGGACAAGAAACCAGUACAAACAGUAUUGCUUCCAUAUUUGCAUGGACACGAGGACUGGAACACAGGGCCAAACUUGAUAAGAAUGGAAAGUUGUUGGAUUUUGCUCACAAGCUAGAGGCUGCAUGCAUCGAGACAGUGGAGACCGGGAAAAUGACCAAGGAUCUUGCCAUUUUGAUCCAUGGACCCAAGGUUUCAAGGGAGUUCUACCUGAACACAGAAGAGUUCAUUGAUGCCGUCAAACAGAAUUUGGAGUCUAAGCUUCGUGCACCUACAUUACAAAGUAGUCUGUAG
This is a messenger RNA of Ilex paraguariensis (yerba mate), 1464 nucleotides long. The record is from the annotation of a GenBank genome assembly. Lineage: Eukaryota; Viridiplantae; Streptophyta; Magnoliopsida; Aquifoliales; Aquifoliaceae.